Messenger RNA from Vicia villosa (hairy vetch), 1188 nucleotides. RefSeq lists its product as uncharacterized. Lineage: Eukaryota; Viridiplantae; Streptophyta; Magnoliopsida; Fabales; Fabaceae. The transcript is spliced from 2 exons. Gene Ontology annotation, molecular function: nucleic acid binding. Gene Ontology annotation, biological process: DNA integration. The record is from RefSeq and is a predicted model, not a curated record. Bases 1 to 1188 code for a protein of 395 amino acids.
AUGGGAGAAGUUAGAGGAGUUGGUCGAAGUAAGAGGAAAAGCAAUGGCAAUCAAAUUAUAGAAUGUCCAAUUAUAGAAUAUCUCAAAGAUCCUUCGAUGAACACAGAUAAAAAAACUAAGUAUAGAGCGUUGUCUUACAUUUUGAUGGGAAACAAAUUAUUCAAGAAAACUCCUGAAGGCAUCUUGUUGAAAUGUUUGGGAAAAAAUGAGGCAUAUUUAGCGUUAUCUAAUGUUCAUAGUGGAACAUGUGGGGUACAUCAAGCAGGCCAUAAAAUGAAAUGGUUGCUUUUUAGAUACGGGAUGUAUUGGCUUACCAUGCUAAAAGAUUAUAUAGAGUUCGCUAAAGGUUGUCAAGAAUGUCAAAUACAUGCAGGAAUCCAACAUGCUCCUGCAAGUGAGCUUCAUGCAAUUAUCAAACCCUGGCCAUUUAGGGGUUGGGCUUUAGAUUUAAUUGGUGAGAUUCGACCUACUUCAUCUAAAGGUCAAAGGUACAUUCUGGUGGGAAUUGACUAUUUUACUAAAUGGGUCGAAGCAGUGCCUUUGGUAAAUGUAGACCAAGAAACGGUCAUAGACUUCAUUCAAAGAAAAAUACUAUAUAGGUUUGGAAUCCAAGAAACUAUAACAACAAAUCAAGGAUUAGUUUUUACUGGUCGAAAGAUGCAAGAAUUAUCAGAAGAAAUGGGAUUCAAGUUGUUAACAUCCACACCCUAUUAUGCUCAAGCAAAUGGACAAGUCGUAGAAGCAAACAAAGUAAGUAUUGUCUUACUUGUCGAAAUCUACUUGCAAUCGGUACGGAUCCAAAAGCAAGUUGAAAUCCCAAAUAACCUAUAUUUGGAGAUGAUGAUGAUUGAGUUGACAGAAUUAGACGAAGAGAGGUUGCUUGUGUUAGAAGUCUUGAGGAGGCAGAAGGAGAGAGUAGCAAGGGCAUAUAACAAAAGGGUCAAAGGUAAAACUUUCGUUAUAAACAAUUUACUUUGGAAAGCUAUAUUACCUAUGGAUAAAAAGAAUAAGGCUUUGGGAAAAUGGUCUCCACAUUGGGAAGGACCUUUUCGAAUUCUGAAAGCAUUUUCAAAUAAUGCUUAUGAGGUAGAAGAACUAGAAGAGGAUCGAAGGAUCCUAAAAGUAAAUGGGAAAUAUUUAAAAAAGUAUAAACCAUUUAUGCACGGGGUUAAGAUCACAACAACGUAG